Molecule: messenger RNA, 3462 nt
Organism: Solenopsis invicta (red fire ant)
Lineage: Eukaryota; Metazoa; Arthropoda; Insecta; Hymenoptera; Formicidae
Product: spermine oxidase
Exons: 13
Coding region: 460-3387 (975 amino acids)
Molecular function (GO): polyamine oxidase activity
Source: RefSeq, a predicted model, not a curated record
GUACCAUGAAUAUCAUGUGUAGUACUAGCUCGGUUUGGUGCAGUCGUUCAUGCGUGAUGUGGCGAAUGCCGCGUGUCAAUGUAAGCAAACUGUGGCAAUCAUUCGGAAUAAUGUUUAGCAGAUCUUUGUUCUUCAAAUGAUUCAUCGGUUAAUGCACUCUCGACCAUCCCCGUCGGUUCCUCCACAAGGAAGUUAUUAAAGUACACUUUUCGCGAAACGAAAACUGCUUUGCGAUCAUUUGUUGACAUCUUCAACACUCAAGAUUUGCUUGCGGUUCUAUCGCGAAGUGUUGAAUAAAAAUUCGUUGCGAUACUCUUGGCAUUAAAAUAAAAUCAAUCAGCCAAUUCAAGUUCAUUUAAGAUCAUUAUUCACAUAUAUAUCUCUGGCAACACUCAGAGACAUUCCUUCAGUUGUGCAGCAAAACUGUUGGACACGGUUCUAUUUUCAAGAGCUCGCGGUAUGCCGAAAGAAACGAAAGUUGUGAUUGUUGGAGCAGGUGCAGCUGGCAUUGCAGCUGCCUCAAGACUGCAGCAGAGAGGAGUGAGCGAUUUUGUGAUAUUAGAGGCCAAUGACAGGAUUGGUGGUCGGAUAUACACCAAAGACUUUGGUGAACAUGUGGUGGAUCUUGGAGCUCAAUGGGUCCAUGGACAAUCCGGAAACGUGGUGUACGAGAUGGCCUCCAAACAUAAUCUGCUGAGUUCAUUUGCUGUUCUGCUUGAUCCCAGCAAACAUGAAUUUGUCACUAUUAAUGGUGAAAUAAUACCCACCGAGGAAAGCAGCAAAGCCCUGAUGAUUUAUUUUGACAAAAUGGAACAGGAAAAAUUGAAAGAGGAAAAGGGAAACUUUGGAGAUUAUUUUAUAAGGGAAUAUUAUAAAGCUUUCGACGAGGAGCCUUUCACGAGUCGAGGUCGAGUUGCUGAAUAUUUAUCUUGGAUAGAAAAGAUGGAAAACUCUAUACAAUGCAGCGACUCAUGGUUUGACGUUUCCGCGAAACGUCUGACGGAAUAUUGGGAAUGCGAAGGUGAUUCUACCUUGGAUUGGAAAACUCGCGGUUAUAAAACAAUUUUUGAUUUAUUAUUGCGAAGAAUUCCAAACGCAGAGGAAUGCUUACCAAUAAUGGAAAAGAUAGAGUUCGGAAAAGUUGUGACAACUAUCAAUUAUAGCUCAGGCGAGAACGUGACAGUGAUUACCAGAGACGGAUGUGAGUAUUCCGCGUUGCAUGUAAUAUUCACUGGGUCCCUGGGUGUUCUGAAGGAGAAACAUUCCACGAUGUUCGUGCCACCCUUGUCACAAAAGAAACAACGUGUGAUAGAGGGAUUAAAUAUUGGAACAGCAAACAAGGUUUUCCUUGAAUUUCCACACAGAUGGUGGCCAGAGGAUAAAGCCAGUUUCGAUUUCAUCUGGUCGGAAAAAGAUAAGAAGGAAUUCUUGCAAAACUACGGCGAAAAUAGAGAAUGGCUCUGUGAUGUGUUUUCAUUUUUCACUGUGGCACAUCAACCGAAUCUUUUAUGUGCUUGGAUAGCCGGAAAAAACGCCAGACACAUGGAAACUCUAUCGGAUGUUGACGUAUUCAACGGAUUGUAUUUAUUGUUAAAAAAGUCAUUUGAGAAACAUUACAAUGUUGUGAAGCCAAUAAGAAUGUUAAGGUCCAAAUGGUACACAAAUGAACAUUUUCGAGGUAGUUAUAGUUUUCAAAGCACAACUUCCGAACUAAUGGAUGUAAGACCAAAAGAUUUGGCCGAGCCAGUUAUGAGUGGAAAUAAACCUGUAAUCCUUUUCGCUGGGGAAGCCACGCAUGAUCAUUUUUAUUCCACUGUACAUGGCGCUGUAGAAACUGGUUUCCGCGAAGCAGAUAGAUUAAUUGAUUUUGGAAGAACGUGCGAUCACUUAGAUCAACUGAUUGACAACCUCGACGAAGCAUUGAGGAUAGAGAUUGAAACGAAUGUGAGAAGAACAGAAAAAACGAGAGUUGUGAUAGUAGGCGCAGGAAUUGCAGGAUUGGCUGCGGCGAAAACUCUGGAGGAUGCGGGAUUUACAGAUUAUCUUCUCCUCGAAGCUCAAGACGAAGUUGGAGGAAGAAUUCAUUCUGUUCCAUGGGAUAAUGGCUGGAUAGAUUACGGGGCGCAAUUUUUGCAUGGCGACAAAAGCAGGCUUGCUCAGUAUUGUUUAAGCAAUGAUUUACUGUCGAACAUUCAAGGCACGGACGGCGAGGGAAUCUUUCUGCGCGAUGACGGUACAAUAAUAAGCGAGAGUUUGGUUCGCGAAAUUGAUGAUCUCGUACGAACCGUCUCAGAUGAUAUCUGCGAAUCCCGAAGACCUUUAAAGAAGCAGGAGAAUAUGGGAUCUGUCUUGAGAAGUAGGUUUGAGGAUUACUUGCGCGAGAAAGAUGAUUCUCCGACGGAGAGAAGGAUGAAGGAGGAAAUUUUUGACUGGAACGUGCGGUUCUUUCUAGUAGAUAACUGCUGCCAUUCGUUGGACGAUUUGUCGGCGGAACUUUGGGGAAAGUUUAAGUACGUUGGCGGACCGGAACAUUUGCUCUUCAAGUCUGGCUACAGUUCUUUGACUAAUCUUCUCGUUGACAAUCUGGAUGAGCAAAAGAUUCGUUUAGCUACUCCCGUGGAAACUAUUCACUGGCGAGACUACCAUGACUCUCCACACGACCCUUUGAUCACCGUGAACAUUUUCGAUGGGACCCAAAUCCUUGCCGAUGCGGUCAUAGUCACUUGUUCGCUUGGUUACUUGAAAGAAAACUACCAGAAGAUGUUCCAACCGCUGUUACCGAAACGUCUGAAUAUCGCUAUUAAGGAUCUUGGUUUUGGAACGAUUAACAAGAUUUUCCUGGACUUCGGCGAACCGUGGUGGCAAGGAAACGUCAAUGGUUUCCAGCUACUCUGGCGCAGAAACGUCGAUUGCCAAUCUUUACCGGAAUGGACUAAAGAUCUCACGGGAUUCGACGUUCUGCCGACUCAUCCUGCCACUCUUAUAGUAUGGGUCGGUGGGCGAGGAGCGUGUAUCAUUGAGAAUUUGUCAGAGGAGGUCAUCGCGAAAGAUUGCAUGAACUUAUUGAUGCACUACUUGCAAAGUCGCAAUAUUCCACCGGUGAGGAAAUGCGUCCGAACCAAGUGGAACGGCAAUAGGUAUGUGAGAGGUGGUUACAGUCACAUCACUAAGAGUUGCGAGGAGGACAAUGUCUCGCCUAGGACGUUGGCCGAACCGGUCUGGGCAACAAUAUUGCAGAAUGACGCAAAGAGGAAAAAGAAUUUACCAAUCAUACUAUUCGCCGGCGAAGCUACGCACGACGAAUUUUACUCGACGACGCAUGGAGCUUAUGAGACAGGAAUCCAUCAAGCUGAAGUAUUCUUGCAACAUCAUGCAAGCAUCAAGUAAAUACAUAAAAUGUGAUGAUAUGUAGAUAUAUAAAUAUAUUAGUGCAAUAAAGCUUUUUUAGCGUUCACAUAGUAA